AUGUUCUUCUACUCCUUGGUCGUCGCCGUUCAGGCUAGUAUAGCCCUCGCCAUCCCUCUCGCCAAUCCAACUGUUUCCCUGGACUCGGCAACUGUAACCGGGAUAACUGAAGGACAAGUGUCGAAGUUCUUCAGCAUACCGUAUGCUCAGCCUCCAACUGGAGAUCGACGAUUCCGUGCACCAGAGCCCGUAACACCUUACACUGGAUCGAUCAAUGCCACCUCCAUAAAACCCGUCUGCCCACAGCAAAAAUCUGAGCUUCCUAGUAAACCCAACGGGGUUGAUGAAAAGGUCUAUGACUUUGUUACCGGGAAACUUGAAGCGGCUAACGUUCCCGAGUCUGAAGACUGUCUCAAUCUCAAUGUGCUUAAACCUGUGAACGCGACUCCCGAGUCCAAACUUCCUGUCGUUGUGUGGAUCUUUGGCGGCGGAUUCCAGGCUGGAUUCUCCACUCAAUUGGACGGCAGUACCGUAGUCGAGAAGUCUAUCAACCUGGGCCAGCCGGUUAUUCAUGUCUCCAUGGAUUAUCGUUCGAAUGGCUUCGGCUUUAUGGCCAGUCAAGAAAUCAAAGCUGCGGGUGUUGGCAACCUUGGCCUUCGUGAUCAAAGAGAAGCAUUGCGAUGGGUGCAAAGAUAUAUCGGUGCAUUUGGUGGAGACCCUACGAAGGUCACAAUUUGGGGUCAAUCCUCUGGAGCCAUCUCUGCAGCACUUCAGAUGGUCACCAACGGUGGUGACACCGAGGAUCUUUUCCGCGCUGCGUUCUUGCAGUCUGGGGCUCCCAUUUCAGUGGGAGACAUAUCUCAUGGUCAAGUCUAUUACAACCAGGUCGUGUCUGAGACAGGCUGUUCAGAAGCAGUUGACACACUUGCAUGCUUGCGAACUGUUCCGUACCAAAAUCUGUCGGAUGCAAUUAACAAUACUCCCCCGAUUUUCAGUUAUCAGUCCCUCCAUCUGACGUGGUUGCCACGGGUUGAUGGUGACUUCAUCACCGAUGUCCCAGCACAUCUAGUGCAACAAGGCAAAGUUGCGAAUAUUCCAUUUGUGUCUGGUAAUUGUGACGACGAAGGAACCUUGUUCUCCUUUACAAGUUUGAACGUGACCACUGACGAUGCAGUCCGGGAAUAUCUGAGAACCGUUCUCCUACCCUCCGACGUCCCUGAAGCAGAAAUUGACAACCUCAUGCGAGUGUAUUCAGCAAAUGUCACUGAAGGCUCUCCCUACGACACCGGAUAUUUCAACGCCCUAACACCCCAAUUCAAACGCCUCGCAUCAAUUCAAGGCGAUUUAGUUUUCCAAGCUCCCCGUCGGUUCCUCGUCCAGUCGCUCGGCGGAAAACAAGACACAUGGUCAUUCGUGAGUAAGCGCCUGAAAUCCACUGCGUUCAUUGGAUCUGGCCACGGAACAGACCUUUUGAACGUCUACGGAGGUGGUGAUAUGGCCGACUACCUCAUACGCUUUGCUGCGAAUCUGGAUCCUAAUGGAAACACUGGGAUUGAUUGGCCAAAGUACACCACAGCGACGCCUAAUAUGUUGACCUUCCAGGAUGAUGCUCUGCAGAGAUUGGUAAUUACACAGGAUACAUACAGGAAGGAAGCUCUACAAGUCGCUACGAGGGUGCUUAUGGAGCAUCCGUUGUUAUAA
Molecule: messenger RNA, 1641 nt
Organism: Marasmius oreades (fairy-ring Marasmius)
Lineage: Eukaryota; Fungi; Basidiomycota; Agaricomycetes; Agaricales; Marasmiaceae
Exons: 15
Coding region: 1-1641 (546 amino acids)
Source: RefSeq, a predicted model, not a curated record